Grus americana (Whooping crane) is the source of this 4948-nucleotide messenger RNA. RefSeq names its product erythrocyte membrane protein band 4.1 like 3 (gene EPB41L3). The record is from RefSeq and is a predicted model, not a curated record. Lineage: Eukaryota; Metazoa; Chordata; Aves; Gruiformes; Gruidae. Gene Ontology annotation, molecular function: structural molecule activity; actin binding. The transcript has 26 exons. Bases 239 to 3862 code for a protein of 1207 amino acids. Gene Ontology annotation, cellular component: plasma membrane; cytoskeleton. Gene Ontology annotation, biological process: cortical actin cytoskeleton organization.
UUUUUUUUUUUCCCCUCUCUUUUUUUUUUUUUUUUUUUUCCCUUUCCUUUUUCCCUCCCUCUCUCCGGCGGAGCCUCCGCAGCCCUGAUUUGCUGGGAAGCGGCGGAGGCUCGCUCUGGGCAGAGCCGGGCUGCGCUGCCGCUGCUGACGCGUGGCCGCCGCCGCCGGAGCAGCCCAGCGCCCCGGUACCGGUACCGCCGCCACUGGGUGCACCCGCCGCCGCCAAGAAUAACCAACCAUGACUACAGAAUCGGGAUCGGACUCCGAGUCCAAGGAUAAAGAGCAGGAUCAGCAGGAGCGCCCUGCACAGCAAGGGGCGGCGGAGACCCAGCCACAGGACCAGCAGCAGCAGCAGCAGCUGAGCGAAGAGCAUCAAAACGCGCUCGAGCAGUUCUCGGCCGUGGCAGCCCACAGCACACCGGUGAAGAAGGAGCAGGCCACAGACAAAGAACAGGAGUUUGCUGCUGCAAGUGCAAAACAGCUGGAAUACCAGCAGCUGGAAGACGACAAGCUCUCUCAAAAAUCAUCGUCUAGCAAACUUUCCAAGUCUCCUCUAAAGAUCGUCAAGAAACCAAAAAACAUGCAGUGCAAAGUGACACUCCUGGAUGGAUCGGAAUAUGCAUGUGAAGUAGAGAAACGUUCCAGAGGUCAAGUGCUAUUCGACAAAGUGUGCGAGCAUCUGAACCUUUUGGAAAAAGACUACUUUGGGCUAACGUACAGAGACACGGAAAACCAAAAGAAUUGGUUGGACCCUGCCAAGGAAAUCAAGAAGCAGAUCCGAAGUGGUGCUUGGCAGUUUGCAUUUAAUGUGAAAUUCUACCCUCCAGACCCUGCCCAGCUAUCUGAAGAUAUUACCAGGUACUACCUCUGCUUGCAGCUGAGAGAUGACAUCGUGUCGGGUCGGCUGCCCUGCUCGUUUGUCACCCUGGCCCUGCUGGGCUCCUACACUGUGCAGUCAGAGCUCGGCGACUACGACCCCGACGAGUACGGCAGCGACUACGUCAGCGAAUUUCGCUUUGCGCCAAAUCACACUAAGGAGCUGGAGGAUAAAGUGAUCGAGCUGCACAAGAGCCACAGGGGAAUGACACCUGCAGAGGCUGAGAUGCAUUUCCUGGAGAAUGCCAAAAAACUGUCCAUGUAUGGAGUAGAUCUCCAUCAUGCUAAGGAUUCUGAAGGAGUGGAAAUCAUGCUAGGAGUUUGUGCAAGUGGUCUCUUAAUAUAUCGAGACAGACUCAGAAUAAAUAGAUUUGCCUGGCCAAAGGUUCUGAAAAUUUCCUACAAGAGGAACAACUUCUACAUCAAAAUCCGGCCAGGGGAGUUUGAGCAGUUUGAAAGCACUAUUGGGUUUAAGUUGCCAAAUCAUCGUGCUGCAAAGCGCUUAUGGAAAGUGUGUGUUGAGCACCAUACAUUUUUCAGGCUCCUGCUGCCAGAAGCACCUCCAAAGAAGUUCCUCACGCUGGGCUCCAAGUUUCGCUACAGUGGCCGGACGCAGGCCCAGACGAGAAGAGCCAGUGCCCUCAUAGACCGUCCCGCACCUUACUUUGAGCGGUCUUCUAGUAAACGUUACACUAUGUCUCGCAGCUUAGAUGGGGCAUCAGUGAAUGAAAACCAUGAAAUGUACAUGAAGGAUUCUGUGUCUGCUGCAGAGGUUGGUACUGGCCAGUACGCCACAACAAAGGGCAUCUCUCAGACCAACUUGAUAACCACUGUGACUCCAGAGAAAAAGGCAGAAGAAGAGAAAGAUGAUGAAGAGGGGAAAAAGAAAAGAGCAGAGGAAGUCACCCCGGUCUCGGCAAUACGCCAUGACACCAAGCCAUCUUUGCUUGGCACUGACUCCCACCAUCCCUCGCCAUCCUCGCAGCCUGGCCCCCAUGCAUCUUCAGCAAAGCUUCGGAGGAGAUGCAAGGAGAGCGCUCGAACAAAGUCCGUAGGUUGUGAGGCGCCCAAAGAGAGCGCUUCAAAGCACAGCGAGUCAGAGCCAGACUCGGACAGAAAGGGGCGAGUUUGCUCCGCCGAGCAGGACGUGGCUUUCGGCUAUAAGCAAAAAGCUGGCAAAGGCGGAACGCUGUUUUCCUUCUCCUUGCAACUUCCAGAGUCAUUUCCUUCCCUCCUGGAUGAUGACGGCUACCUGUCGCUCCCUAACCUCUCCGAAACCAACCUCCUGCCUGCCAGCGUGCAGCACUACCUUCCCAUCCGCUCCCCCUCCCUGGUGCCUUGCUUCCUCUUCAUUUUUUUCUUUCUGCUCUCUGCCUCUUUCUCAGUGCCAUACGCCCUCACUCUCUCCUUUCCUCUGGCUAUGUGCCUCUGCUACCUGGAGCCCAAGGCGGCCUCCUUGAGUGCCUCACUUGCCAAUGACCUGAGUGACAGUUCAGAGGAAGAGACUGACAGUGAGCAGACGGAUACUGCAGCUGAUGGUGAGACCACUGCCACCGAGUCGGAUCAAGAGGAGGACGGAGAUCUAAAGGCACAGAAUAGUCUGAUUAAGCGAAUACAGGGUGAAAAUGUGUAUGUCAAACAUAGUAAUCUUAUGUUAGAGGACCUAGACAAAACCCAGGAAGAUCUGAUGAAACAUCAGACCAAUAUAAGUGAGCUGAAACGCACCUUCUUGGAAACCUCCACAGAAACGGCUGUGUCUAACGAGUGGGAGAAGAGGCUUUCCACAUCUCCCGUUCGCCUUGCCGCAAGGCAGGAGGAAGCUCCUAUGAUUGAACCACUAGUGCCUGAAGAGACCAAAGAAGAAAGAGAAAAAUCAGAAAAACUCAUAAUUUUGCAGAAGGGAGGUACUACAUUCCUUGAAUUGCAGCCAAGUGUGAUAGAGAAGAAGCUGCAGGAAGGAGAAUCUGCUGGCACUUUGGUUACUUCUCAUCAAAUCAUUAUCCAGAAAAGUAUCCCAUCAUCCCUAGAGACUAAACAGUCCACCAGUGAAAAAAUCUUGGAUGGUUCAGAUAUCUUCAGUUUAAUAGAGUCCGCCAGAAAACCGACUGAGUUCAUAGGAGGGGUUACCUCUACUUCACAUAGCUGGGCUCAGAGAAUAGACACGACGACAACUCAGGAGAUAACUUCCAGUGAAAUGAAGCAAGCAGUUCAGCCACAUCAGGAUACGGUGAAGAAGGUUGUACAGGAGACUGUGGUUAUCGAGGAGAGACACGGCAUGGAUGUGCAUGCGAGCGGGGAGCCUGCUAAAGUGGCCGGACUUGUGCUGGAUGCCCAGGCUGAGGCAGCGUCAGCGGUGGCUGCUGGCGUGAAAGGGAAGGAGGGUUCUGCCGGGACUGAGGGGGCGAAGGAGGAAAAAAGGGAAGAGGCUGGGAAAGCCCUCGCCAAGCAGGAAGGAGUCGCUGCUGCUGCUGCUGCUGCUGCUGCUGCUUCGUGUGAGCAAGCGGAGGAGCACAGUACGACAGCCCACCUUUCAGAAUCUUUGGAAAGAAAACCUCCUUUUGAGUCACCAGUUGUGAAGACUGAGACUAUCAGUUUCAGUAGCGUUUCUGCUGGUGGGGAAAACCUUGAAAUUUCAACAAAGGAAGUGCCAGUAGUCCAUACAGAAACAAAAACCAUUACCUAUGAGUCUUCUCAGGUGGAUUGCAGUGCUGACUCAGAGCCAGGUGUAUUGAUGAGUGCACAAACUAUCACAUCUGAAACCACCAGCACUACAACCACUACACAUAUCACCAAAACUGUGAAAGGAGGCAUCUCAGAGACAAGAAUUGAAAAACGAAUAGUCAUCACAGGAGAUGCAGAUAUUGAUCAUGAUCAGGCGCUGGCUCAGGCAAUUAAAGAAGCCAAAGAGCAGCACCCUGACAUGUCAGUGACCAAAGUAGUGGUACAUAAAGAGACAGAAAUCACACCAGAAGAUGGAGAGGAUUGACCCCAGGAAUAACCUAGAUUCCAUAUGAAUCCAGACAUGCACACCAGUAGGAAUACGAGAGCCUAUACGGAGUCUCAGUUCCAACCUGACUGACUUGUAUCUGUCUAUGGAAAAUUUCAGUACAGAAGAAUUGAUCUUGACCGUUAAUAAAGAAACUGGCAGAGACACCUUCCCAUAGAAAGCAAUCUGAAUCAGCAGCAGUUAAACAAUAUUGCAUGAAGCAACGAUACAAUUACAGAAAAGCAGCAUUUUUAAUUUUCUUAAAAUGUCUUAAGUUUUCAGCUAUACCUGCACGUUCAUAAACAAUAUAAACAGUGAUCUCAUGUAACACAUAAACAGUUCAUGCCUUUCACAGUUUAUGAAAGUCUAAACAAAUUAAAAUUUGUUAGGUGGCAAGCCUUUUGUUUACGGAUAUUGUAAAUGAAGAUUACCCCCAAAAUGCUAGAAGCUGUAUAGGUACUGUGUUUAAUGUUUUACCACACAAUAGAUGUGCCAAUAACACAGUUUAUUCAGUAAACAACUUGAAUCUUAUAUUUGUUUCAUCUGGUUUUAUUACUGCCCGAUAAACGAUGACAAAACUUUACUCUUAUCAAAAUAUUUAAAUGCUUACAAAGUGUGCUUUGUAUACCUGACUGAAUACCUUAUGAGGUAGUAAUGGUUUUAGUAUAUUAACUUUAACGAUUUUUGUCAACAUUGUUCAGAGUCAGCUUCCAGUCACCCUUCACAGAUCCUAACCUUGUAAAUUAUAUGUAGUUAUUUUGGAGGAAAAAAAUCUGUAUUUUACUUAGUUUGCAGCAUUAGAAAAUUAUUAAUCUGAAAUAACUGUGAUGGUUUUCUAUUGAUUUCCCUUUUGUUCUCAGAGGAAAAAAAAGGAAAAAAAAAAAAAAAGUUCUAUUUGAGAAUCUGGUCAGCAUUUACUAUCUAGUUCAGAGUCAAGCCUUAACCUGUACAGAACGUCCACUGAAAACUCGUUAGUGUCCAGCUAUAAUACCCACGAAGGGAUAGCGUCCAUUACACUGUCAGCUGCAUCACAACACAUGGUGAAUGUAUGUUUCUGCAUAGUGAAAUAAAAGUGGUAAAUGCAUC